Molecule: messenger RNA, 710 nt
Organism: Sphaerodactylus townsendi
Lineage: Eukaryota; Metazoa; Chordata; Lepidosauria; Squamata; Sphaerodactylidae
Gene: S100A13
Product: S100 calcium binding protein A13
Exons: 3
Coding region: 241-531 (96 amino acids)
Biological process (GO): positive regulation of canonical NF-kappaB signal transduction; positive regulation of cell population proliferation
Cellular component (GO): perinuclear region of cytoplasm
Molecular function (GO): calcium ion binding; RAGE receptor binding
Source: RefSeq, a predicted model, not a curated record
CCAAACACCGUUCGGGGAGCUCUGAUGCUAACGGAGCUCUGAUCUUGCCCAGGCCCCCCCUCCUUUCCCUCCAGAUGCAAGCUCCCUCCCCCCAGGCGUAUAAAAACGGUCACACCUUUCCCCCGGUUGCAUUUUUCUUGCAAAGGGAACAGCGGUGGGCGCAAACCGUUUCGCCUAUCUCCUGCAGACAGUCCCUGACGUUUCUCCCCUGCCCGUCCCUCGACUGAACUCCUGAGCGUCAUGGCCAGCGGCGAACUGACCGAGCUGGAGGCGGCCAUUGACAAAAUCGUCUGCGCCUUCUUUACGUGUGCCGGCCGCGAGGGCAAGAAGAACACGCUCACGAUCAACGAGUUCAAGGAGUUGGCCACCACCCAGCUCCCGAACCUCAUGAAGGAUGUUGUGGAUCUUGACGAGAAGAUGAGGACCUUGGAUGUCAACAAUGACCAGGAGCUGAAAUUCAACGAGUUUUGGAGGCUGGUCGGGGAGCUGGCCAAAGACCUCAAGAGGGAGAAAGUGGGGAAAAAGAAAUGAGCAAGGUGCAGGUGUGUUUGUGUAUGUGUGUUUGCAGGUUGGGCAGAUGGGUAUGAGCAGGACACUAUGUCCAGGGGUCCGCGGGGGGGGGGGGAGGAGACACAAGGAAGAGCGCUGCAGAUGGUGCAGAAAUAAAAACCACAUUGUUCCAUUGUCGCAAAUAAAAACGUUUGCUCUGA